CGCAAAGUUCGCGUCAACAUUUCAUAUUAAAGUGUUAAAAACCUUUUAAAAAAACAACAAUCAAGAUGCCUUGCAAAGGAUGCGGAAACAACUGCCAGUGCACUGCCGGCCAAUGCGGAGGAAACUGUGCCGGAAACCAGCAAUGUCAAUGUGCCAGCAAACCAGCUUCCAAGUGCUGUCAAAAUAAAUAG
This is a messenger RNA of Drosophila albomicans, 191 nucleotides long. RefSeq names its product metallothionein-2-like. Gene Ontology annotation, molecular function: metal ion binding. Bases 66 to 191 code for a protein of 41 amino acids. The transcript is spliced from 2 exons. The record is from RefSeq and is a predicted model, not a curated record. Lineage: Eukaryota; Metazoa; Arthropoda; Insecta; Diptera; Drosophilidae.